Mytilinidion resinicola is the source of this 3599-nucleotide messenger RNA. RefSeq lists its product as uncharacterized. The transcript is spliced from 13 exons. The coding region runs from base 1 to 3495 and encodes 1164 amino acids. Gene Ontology annotation, biological process: translational elongation. Gene Ontology annotation, molecular function: metal ion binding; heme binding; GTP binding. Lineage: Eukaryota; Fungi; Ascomycota; Dothideomycetes; Mytilinidiales; Mytilinidiaceae. The record is from RefSeq and is a predicted model, not a curated record.
AUGGCGCCCCUCCCCACCUUCGAUUUCAACGUCAUGACAGACCCCCGUCCCAAAGACACCACCCUCCCCGCCUUCAUGGUCUCCACCUCGCGCGGCUUCCUCCCCCGCACCGACCCCAUCGUCCACCUCCCCACCGAAUUCGCCCCUCUCGAAUCGCUCUUGACCCGCAUGCCCAUCGUGACGGCUUCCGGCUCACCGGGCCUACUAGCCACCGGCGCCCUAGGCGCCGCAGUCCGCGACGAACUACCCGACCUGAGCAACGCGAUCGAGAAGUACCGCGCCGACCUCCCGCUCAUGAACGCGCUGUACCGCGACUACUCGUUCCUCGCAUCGGCGUACCUGCUCGAGCCGUGCCAUCUGCGGUUCAUGCGCGGUGAGCCGUACGGGUUGGGGCGGCAGGUGCUGCCCGCGGCUAUCAGUUUGCCAAUCGUGAAGGUUGCUGAGAUUGCGGGCUUCAAGCCGUUCAUGGAGUAUGCGGGCUCGUAUGCGUUGUAUAACUACCGCCUUGAGGAUCCGAAAGCGGGAUUGGAUUAUGAUAAUUUGAGACUCAUUCGGGCGUUUGAGAAGGGGUUGGAUCCGACGUCUUCUGAGGCGGGCUUUGUGCUUGUGCAUAUUGCUAUGGUGAAAAAUUCUCCGAAGUUAGUGCGAGGGACUGUGGAUUCGUUGAACGCGUGUUUGGCGAAGGAUCGGGAGGCGUUUAAUGAGGCGUUUAGGGAGGUCGUGGCCGCGUUGACGGAGAUUAACGAGGUGAUGAAUAUUAUGUGGAACAAGAGCAAACCUGGCAGCUACACCUCCUUCCGCACCUUCAUCUUUGGAAUCCAGAACCAGUCCAUGUUUCCGAAGGGUGUGGUAUAUGAAGGCGUGCGCGACGAACCGAUGGAGUUUCGUGGCGAGUCUGGUGCGAAUGAUAGCAUGAUUCCCCUCUGUGACAACCUCUUGCAGAUUACUAUGCCCGAGACACCUCUCACAGACAUCUUAAAGGACUUCCGUGCCUACCGCCCGGGCAACCAUCGUGAUUUCCUGGUCGCUGUUCGCGAUUGCGCUGAAUCUGCUUCUCUGAAGAAGUUUGCACUCGCGGAUCCAUCCAGUGCAGCAUUGUACUUGUUCGCGCUGGAUCAGGUGCGAGACUUCAGGUGGCGGCAUUGGUGUUUUACUAGAGAAUAUAUUCUGAAGCGGACGGCGCACCCGACCGCGACCGGUGGAAGUCCGAUUGUUACAUGGCUACCGAACCAGCUUCAAGCCGUGCUUGCGCAGAUGAAUGAGGCCGCAGGUUACUGCAAGGGUGUUACCGGCGUGCAAGACGUGAUGGACGUAGCGGACGCUCAGGCUGGAAGUUUGAGGAAGGAGGUUGCCAAGUACUGUGGUGAGAGGGUCAAUGAUUCCAGCAACCGCCCUUCCGUCGCCGCCCUUUUCUUCCUACGCCCUUCUCUGCAAAAGCCUCCUAAUUCGCACGGCCACAGCAAAUGCUCAACAGCUUUAAUGCUCCUUAAAAUCAACAAAACAGAUAAUUCUAAGCUUCAAACACAUUCUCAUCUUAACCUCAUCACCUCAGACUCACUUCAAAUAUUACUCACACCCAUUCCUCUGACUCACACGGUACGAGCGACUAUGGCGAGCAAAGCAAAAGAGAAGGAGAUGAAGCAGAGUGCGGGUGAGAGGCGGAAAGGGGAGUCGGCCCUCUCCGACUUCGCCGACUUCGUCCAGAAACAACAGGCCCUCCGCCAGCCCCCGGGCACCGCUCCUGCUUCUGCGUCUAAGAAACCAGCGGAAAUCGAAGAGCAUGAUGAGCUAUCUAUACUUGAUACCCUCAAUCUCGCUGAUUCCGCGCCCCGCGUGCACCUUCGCGCCCUCCUGCUCUCCGCCCCAGAGGAUGAGGAGUCUACAACUGCCCUGAUAGGGUAUGUGAAAGGACGGUUAGUUGAGGGACAUGGCGAAGCGUUGUUUGACCUAGGGUUGGAGGACAAUGGGGACUCGAUGGAAUUUACGAAAGAUGAGUGGGGGAAAGCGGUGCUGAGAGUAGAGGGGGCAUGUGAGGCUGUGAGAGUGGACUAUAAGGUACUCAUGACACGGAAUGUGGGAGAGGAGGGGGAGGAGGUGGAGGUUGGACCAGGGGCAUUGAAAGAGAAGGGGUGUUGUGGGAAGUUAGUGCUGAGGAAGAGACCGGAGAGUGUGGAUGAUGUUAUUGAGACGAGGAUAGCUGUGGUGGGAAAUGUCGACGCCGGAAAGUCCACUAUGCUUGGCGUGCUGGUCAAAGGCGGCCUGGACGAUGGGAGGGGAAAGGCGCGAGUCAACCUGUUCCGGCACAAACACGAGAUCGAGAGUGGACGGACUAGUUCCGUGGGCAUGGAGAUCAUGGGCUUUGAUAGCAAAGGCGAGGUUGUGACUUCGAAUGUCGCGGGGAGGAAACUCACUUGGGAGGAGAUCGGGCGACGCUCUGCCAAAGUCAUCAGCUUCACCGAUCUUGCGGGCCAUGAGAGAUACCUACGGACUACCGUCUUUGGCUUGUUGAGCAGCGAGCCCAAUUACUGCUUGCUCAUGGUCGCUGCUAAUAACGGGCUGAUUGGUAUGAGCAAAGAGCAUCUCGGAAUCGCCCUAGCCCUCAACGUCCCCGUGAUGGUCGUCAUCACCAAAAUCGACAUCUGUCCGCCCCAAAUCCUCGAGCAGACCAUUACGCAAGUGACCAAAAUCCUUAAAUCCCCUGGUGCCCGGAAAAUCCCAAUCUUCGUGAAAAAUCGCGAAGAAUGUGUUAACACUGCCACUCAAUUCGUCUCCCGCCGCAUCUGCCCCAUCUUCCAAGUCUCCAACGUCACAGGCACAAACCUCGACCUCGUCCGCACAUUCCUCAACAUCCUCCCGCACCACGGCAACUACAACGCCGACGCCGCCCUCGAGUUCCACAUCAACGACACCUUCUCCGUCCCAUUCGUCGGCACAGUCGUGUCCGGCGUCAUCAAAUCCGGCGUCGUCCACACCGGCGACACGAUCCUCAUCGGUCCAGACUCGCUAGGCCAAUUCACGACGACCAAAGUCCGCUCCAUUGAACGGAAACGCAUUCAAGUCCCCGGUGCUGCAGCGGGGCAGAGCGCGAGUCUGGCGCUGAGGAAUGUGCGCCGGAAAGACGUGCGGAAAGGCAUGGUCGUGCUACAUAAGCCGGAGAAUCCGGCGCUGAAUCCGAAGGUAUACCGCGAGUUUAUCGCUGAAGUGCUCAUUCUCUCUCACGCUACUACUAUUAAGACGAAGUACCAAGCUAUGCUGCAUGUCGGCCCCGUAAGCCAGACCUGCGCUAUUAUUGAUAUCGAUCGCAGCUAUAUCAGGACUGGAGACCGGGCGCAGGUCGCGUUCAGGUUUGUGCAGCGCCCGGAGUAUCUGGCGGUUGGGGAUCGGAUAUUAUUUAGGGAGGGGAGGACGAAAGGGCUAGGGAUUGUGAAGAGUUUGGGGUACGAUCCAACGAAGCCGCUGAAUCCGAAUGCGGAGCCGGGGACGAGGGAGGUAUGAGAGACGAUAUGAGGUGAGAAUACGAGGGAAAUCUAGGGAUGGAGGGAUGUAAUGAUAGUCGAUAACAUAUGAAAACUCAAAUACAUGAGAUGCUUUUACGAUAU